UUUUAUUUUGAAGUACCGUUGACAUCGCGAAGUCGUUUGUGCUGAACAAGGUGAUUGAUGGAUGAGGAAAAAAAAAAUAUAAGACCGACUAAAGGUGUCCCGUAGCCUCAGUCAGUCAUGGAUUCCGCAUUUGAGAGGUACUCCUCGGAGCUGGUAGCCCGGGAGAGGAGCGGACACACGGCCGUGCUGGAGGAAAACAUGUUGUAUGUGUGGGGAGGUUACAUGUCAGUUGCUGAUGAUGAAGUUUUCCUUCCUAAUGAUGAAAUCUGGGUAUACGACAUACAACGAGGUGUAUGGGAAGUGUUUCACAUGACAGGGGAAGUCCCUCCCUCCAUGUCAGGGACCUGCGGCUGUUCCCUGAAUGGUCACAUGUACAUAUUUGGAGGUUGCGAUGACAAUGGACAGACCAAUCAGAUCUAUUGUGUCGACCUGACAGAUGCUAAAUACAUGUGGAGCAAGAUCAUACAUGAGAUCGGUGCUGCUCCCUCACCUCGGGACAAGUUGUCCUGCUGGGUUUAUAAUGGAAGGAUCAUUUACUUUGGAGGAUACGGUCACAAACUGCUGACUGACGUUGACAGCAGGAACCGAAGUUUCAUUGUAGAUGAAGCAUCAUGGGUGGAAGAUGUCUUCUGGGGAUGGAAUAGUGAGGUUCAUAUAUUUGACCCCAUGGAAGCCAGUUGGAACGAACCACAAACUCACGGACGUGCCCCGGCUCCCAGGGCUGCGCAUGCCAGCGCCACAGUUGGGUGUAGGGGAUAUAUCUGUGGAGGCAGAGUCAUGGAAACAAGGACAAAUGACAUUCACUGCCUGGAUCUUGAAUCGUGGACAUGGUCAGAAAUAAUCCCGGUGUCCACCACUCCAGUGGGCAGAUCGUGGCAUACGCUUACAACAGUCUCAGACAGCACCUUGUUCCUGUUUGGCGGUCUCAGUGUAGACUGCAAACCAAUGAGUGAUGGGUGGGUGCUUGAUGUUGAAACAAAGAAUUGGAGAGAAGUCGAGCAUCCCUAUAAGGAUAAGCCAAGGUUAUGGCACACUGCAUGUCCAGGCAAAGACUCUGAUGUUAUUGUGUUUGGUGGAAGUUGUGACUACAUCCUCCUUGUUGACACUGGGCACUGCAAUGAUGCACUUGUUUUCCAGAUGCAGCCUUAUCCUCUAUCCAGGAUUUGUGAGGAUUACAUUGCAAAGAAUGUGAGGACCUAUGAGAUGCUCAGAAAUCAGCUUUCUCUCCUGCCUUCCAAACUACUGACAGCAAUCCAGAGGAGGAUGUCGUUCUACAGGCCUUCAAAGAAACAAAAAUAUUAAUUCAACAAAUACCAUAUCAUUGUUUUAUUUAUGUACUGUACUCCAUCGGAAAUGCUGUGGGCUAGCAUUUUUUAUUUUUAAAAUAGCCAAAAUAUUUUAUGGUGUUAUAUUUUGUUGUUUAACAAAUUUUAUUUUGUACAGUUUGUGCUCUAACAAACUGCUCCAGUUAUAACUGUUCUGAUUAAAUGCACACU
This is a messenger RNA of Monopterus albus (swamp eel), 1496 nucleotides long. Its product is annotated as kelch domain-containing protein 1. Gene Ontology annotation, molecular function: protein binding. The record is from RefSeq and is a predicted model, not a curated record. The transcript is spliced from 14 exons. The coding region runs from base 118 to 1302 and encodes 394 amino acids. NCBI's taxonomy places the organism in Eukaryota, Metazoa, Chordata, Actinopteri, Synbranchiformes, Synbranchidae.